UGUUGGUAGCAUUGGGGACGCUUGUUCUGAGGUAGCACCAGGGUAGCCAUGUUGGUGUAGUUCAUGGUGUUUUUGUUGUCUCCGUUCUCUGGUUGUUACUGUUGUUAUAUCGUCAGUGCAGAUUUCACAUAAAUAGAAUUGACUAACGUGUUUUAUGUUUGCCAGGAUUUGGUAGUUGUUCCUGACCAUUGUUGGAAGAUGUAUUUGUUAUUACUGUGAAUCUAAUGCACUAGGUGAUUGAUGCUAUUUGAUAUUUUCUUUCCAUCGUAACGUUACUGCGAAAUAUUGCGAUAGUGUUUUUAUAUAUCACUGAUAUAUAGUCAACCAGUGGUGUGUAAUUGAUGUAUUCAAUUAUGAGUUCAAGCAAUUCGUUUGAUUCGCCUGUGAGGUCACACGGAAGUUAUGGCGAAUUCGUGAGACCACAAUUUUCCCCCUCGUUUACAAGUUCACCUAUGUGCCGAAACGAUUCUUCCGACUUCAUUCCGUUUGGGCCUAGCCCUCCAGGACAUAACCGCGGGAGAGGCCGAUGGAGGGGUCGUAAUCGGAGCUUCAUGAGCAAUACCUCAACUAGUUCUGGGCACAACAGUAGUUUUAGUCCAGGAAUAGGAGAAAGGCCCUCUCCCUAUAAGCAGAAUAGCCCUCAUGGUCAUUGGAGAGGUCGAGGAAAUAAGGGAAAUUUUAGAAAUCAUAACCAAAGAGUAGAUAUAUCUGCUUAUUUCCACCCAUCAAUGCUUGAGGAUCCAUGGGCUGUCCUGGAAGAGAAAUUAGAAAAUGACCUGAAAUCCAAUUCUCAAUGUAGUUCGACAAGCACAAGAUUGGAAAGUGAUACUCGGAAUUCCGAUACUGAAUCAUCAGUAGAAAACGAACCAUCCAUUGAAAUUUCUUCUCAAGAGAGCGUGUCCUAGUAAUAAGCUCUAAGUGUUUAUUCCGUCCCGGAUGUGAAGUGUCAUUUGUACAAAAACACAAAUAUUUACAUUUAUGUUAUUACCUCUUGAGUGAAAUAUCAGUGGACAACAUUAUUUCUAGUGCAGAAAAGGAAUUGCAGAAAUAUUUAUUUCUGAAAAAUGAAAUGUUUUAUAUUUUUAAUGGAAUGCCUCAAUUUGAGUCAAUAGAGCAAAAUCAUUUAGUGUGAAUAGCAUACUACUUUGAUACUCAAAUUUUAAUAUGUAGAUAUAAAUAACACUUUUGUAAAUCAAGAGAAUUUAAUUUGGGGAAAGAACUGGGGGAUAAUAACAGGUACAAAUAACAGAGAGUACAAUUUUUAUCAGGAUUUUAUAUAAAAAUAUUUAUAACAUGGUCUCAUCUUUAUUUCAUUACAUAUCGAGCAUGAACGUAGGAUUUUUAACUUCAUGAUUUAGGUGCAAGUAGGUAGAUUUUCUUUAAUUUGUUAAAAAACAGAAGAUUAGUUUCUGUUGUAUCUGCUGGUUACGUUCAGUUCAAAAAAUUUUUGUUCUGCGAAUACUGACUCGCAUUGUUAUUAACAAUAGUUGACCUCCAUUUAUUCAAACAAAUUCUACAUUGUUAAUUGAAUAAAUUUUAAUUGUACAUACAUUUUCACUAUAAUAGAUUUGUGUAGUUCAACAAUUGCUAGUAGUUCAGCUUGACAACUUAGAGGAUAGGUGCUGUUAUGGUAUUGUUUUCUCUUUUUUAGUGUUGGGUGGCCAGAGUGAGUUACUUAUUGUAAUGAAAAGAUUUGUGAUUGCUAAGAAAUGUGUUAUUAUGAUUGCAGCAAUGCAUGAUAAAUGUUGAAACUAUGACAGAAUAUUAUAUUUUUCUCAUAUUUAUUAUUGUAAGCAAAUUAAGUUUACUUUUUAUUUCUUCCUUUUGAAAGAAAUCGUUAUAUUCACUACAUUAGACCAAUUGCCUACCAUGUAUGCUUGUGUGUGUGUAUGUGUUGCUGUUUUUUCUUUUAGUGAGAACUUUUUAAAUUAAUACAUAUAUGAAAAAAUAUAUGUACAGAAAGUUUAUGAAGAUGAAAAAUAAUUUCAUAUUUUGUGAAAUUGUUCACACAAAAGAUUCUUUGAAGAGCUUUCUGGUCCCUAGUUACAAAUACUAUGUAUGAUUCGGAGAAACAAAUUAAGUUGUUUAAAUAUGAGCGUUACAGAUGUUUGUUAAAUUAAUAAAAAGAGAAAGUGUGUCAUAUAAAUUGAUUAAGAUAUGUUGCAUUUGUAUUCAGAGAAUAUUUUGCAGUUCAUUCAUUACAUUCAGAGCAAACUGUUUGUGUAGCAAGUUGUAACAGUGAGGGAAUUGGUAUAGUCUACAAAUCAAAUUAAACGUGAAAUUUUUCGUAAAAUAGGUUGACAUGUGUUUAUGAAAAUGUUAUGACCGAUAGAAAUUUUGUUUGUUUGUUAAAAUUUGAUAUUGUUAACUAUCAAAAUUACAUCAUCCAAUCUUUUUUUGUACAUAUAUAAUUUAUAUUUUUGUCAUAAUUGUUUUUAUUUGAUUUGUUCAUUUUAUUACUACUAAAUGAUGAACAAUUCAGUUUAAAACUUUUUCAUUUGGUCUUUUAAGAAACUCUUUAAUUAUUGUUAAAAAAAUUGAGUGAGUAGAUGUAAAUCAUAUAAUAUUCAUUUUCAAUUUUACAAGCAAAUGUAAAUAUCAUUAAAGAUAAUAAAUUUAAAAUUAUAUAUUUCCUGCAACAAAAUUAAUGUUAUUGCCUUCUCAUAUUGGCCACUUAUUCAUCUUAGAUACUCGUCCUUUACUCACAUUUUACUUAUCUUUCAACUACAGUUAAAAUGAUGAGAAGGGACUCUGGAACUCAAGAAAACAUGCGAAGAUGAUCAGACCUCAUACGUCACAUACAAUUUUUACUGUUUUUUUGACUGAAAAAAUUUAGAUGUCAAUACCUAAGAAGAAAACACUAACGGGAAAGAAAGAAAUAAGUUACCAUUGGCAUUUUUUUGUGUACUUACCUUACGUGAAAUUUGCUAUUGAAUUUCCAAACUCCUAUGACAGGCAUGUGUGGUUUCACUUACUUUUACUUUAGCAAUCCUAAAACAUAUUUCCAAUUGAAAAAAUCCAGCUUCAAAAUAUCAAGUCCAGUACAAAUUGGUUCGAACUUCAAAAUGCUCAAUCUCAAUUACAAGAAUAGGAGAGUCAGAGUUAUCAAAAUUAACGAUGGGGGUUACCGUAAAGGAAAGUGACUUGGAAAAAAAAAUUGUGAUAAGUUUUCAGUAUUUUUCUCUCCAGUCAAUUAACAAUUAAACAAAUUCAACCUAAUGAGGGUUUUUUUAUUGCAUUUGUUCCCCAAGAUUAUCACACUGGGCACCAGAAGCAUUCAAAGAAUGGAAUAGCUUUUGUAGCUCAUUCAGUACAUUAAUGAAAGAGAUGACAGUUACAUUACGAGAAUGAAAAUAAAAUUUAGAAAUCAUUUGUAAAAGUUAUAUCUGUUUCUUGAAAUGAAAUUGUGAUGAUUAUUGUAAAAAGAAACAACAACAUACACCCAUGCAAAUCAUGAAGGAUUCUCAGAUAAGAUAAACCCCGUCCCCAAUAUUUUUCUUCCCUAUGUUUUAGAACAUUAUAUUUUUAGAAUAAAUUUAUUAUUAACAUUAUUUUUCACAAAUGAAUAGUUAACUGUGUAUUGUACUAACUUUCUUUUUACGGUAAAACUUAUUUUGUGAAGUCUUUUGGCUGGUUAAUGGAUUCAGGUCGCUUCUGAGCAGUUAUGAUUUAAAAGUCCUACAUGAUAAGGAUUAUAACAGAAUACACAGUUUGCCUCUGUCAUGACACACUCACAAAUUGAAAACAUCAGUUUUGUUGCAAAUGAUCUUGACUGUACAGGUGACACUACAUUUAAGGCUGUGGUGCUGAUGUUUCGACCAUCUUGUAGUUUAAACGACGGCACCGCGUCUUUUAAUGCAGUGUCUCCAAGACAGCCAAGAUGAUUUGCAUGAUUCUGAUCGCAGAAGCCUGUGACAAUGUAUUUGUUGUGGGAUUUGCAGUUCCAUUGUACCGUACUGUUUUUUGCAGUGUAACUGCUUCUGCAGCCAUUUACAAAAUGUUCCUCACAGCAGAGUAAAUUGAAAUACCAUCUAAUGAUUCUAUUCAGUUUAAUUGGUGUGUCUUUGACUAGGGGGAAUAGACAAAGGAAUUUUGUAUUACUGUGUGUCGAAGGUCUAGAACCAUAUUGUUGUGAGUCCCAUUUACUUCAUUUUACAGGACAAACAUUUAAUGUUUCAGCAUUUAACAAACAAUAAAGAAAUUAAAUUUAAUUUGCUUACUAUGUAAUUCCUCAUGGAUCUCUUUCAGUCAAAUCCUUCAGCAUAUAGGAAGCAUUUUGAUUAAUAAAAGUAUCAAAAUGUUUGAAGUGCAUAAGAAAUGUAUGGGUAAUGCUAAUAGUCUUAGAAAACCAUACAUAUCAAUAGACCAUAUUGGAAAAGGAUCAGAACAUUGAACAUUUUGCUUUCAUACUCCUUAUACGUUUUUUCCUUAAUCUCAUUUAUUGUGGUAUUGAAAGGUUGAAAGCUUAGGAAUUAUAUUCAGUAUGCCAAAUUAAAUAUACAUAUGGAGUAAAUGGAAAGCAUUUCAAUAUCACUGUUAAACAUUAUUAUUUUACUGCCACAAACAAUUACAAGACUUUCUAUCCUCCAUUAAUAAGCAUAAAAAUGUUUUAACUUUUUUUUUUUGUGUGUGUGUGUCCAUUUUGUAUCUAUUAAUGGCAAAAGCUGUUGGUUAAAGAUACAAUUUGAUCGAAUUUUGAUGGUACAUCAGCUUUCUGAAAUUCACUAUUGGGAAAUAAGCAUCUGUUUUUUUUUAAAAUAUUAUUUCGGUAAUACGUAUGCUCUUAUGUUUAAGGAAGUCCUUUUGUUUACACAUAAGGCAACUGGUUUAAAACUUUAACACUUAACUUGCCAACAUUUGGCUAACUUUUUCUUUUACCUGCAAUUCUGGAUACCCUUAAAAACAAUUGAUCAGUGCAGUUCUAUUUUUCUAAAGUGCCUUUAUAUUACUGCACACAUUACAAUUUCCCCUGCCCAGAAUUCUAUCAAAGCAAUGAUCUUGUCAGCAUUUUGAUUCUGUGAAACUUGUAUUUGUUUGUACUUCCAUCAAACUACAUUAUACCUUUUUUUACAUGGGUUUUCUUUUGAAAUUCGCCCUAAAGUUUUCAUCAAUGCUCUUGCAGUAUCAUUUCCUAAACGGUAAGAAAUGCCUUGAUGCAAUAAUAAAUAACACCCAUGCUUGUUAUUAAUACCAUAGUUGGUUAGAUUGUAUCACACAAAAGUUUAUUUAUGGAAGAACACUGAAGUGUUAUAUUAUGCAAACUAAUUAUUGUAGAAUUAUCAAAAUAUUGAAGAAUAGUAACACCUUUUUUACUCAUGCUCAAAACUAGCUUAGCAAAUCUUCAUAAUCCAUCAUCAUAAGAAAAUGCUUUUGCUGUGUAUUCUUGCAUAUGUAAUGCACCUUUGCAGUACUCUCUUUGGUUUGAAAUCAGCAGUGUUGAAAUAUGUGCUAGUAAUAAUAAUAAUAAUAAUAAUAAUAAUAAUA
Messenger RNA from Gryllus bimaculatus (two-spotted cricket), 5484 nucleotides. NCBI's taxonomy places the organism in Eukaryota, Metazoa, Arthropoda, Insecta, Orthoptera, Gryllidae. The record is from the annotation of a GenBank genome assembly.